Polypterus senegalus (gray bichir) is the source of this 3029-nucleotide messenger RNA. It is a transcript of the gene nek12, whose product is annotated as NIMA-related kinase 12. The transcript has 5 exons. The record is from RefSeq and is a predicted model, not a curated record. Gene Ontology annotation, molecular function: protein kinase activity; ATP binding. The coding region runs from base 800 to 2317 and encodes 505 amino acids. NCBI's taxonomy places the organism in Eukaryota, Metazoa, Chordata, Cladistia, Polypteriformes, Polypteridae. Gene Ontology annotation, biological process: protein phosphorylation.
GUCUCUUCUUACUUUUGAAUAAUAAAUAGCUUAUGUCAUAAACCUCGACGACUCGAUUUAGUCAGCCUCUGCUUUCAUCUCCAGCAAUUUCGUUGUUACGAACAAUGUAAAAGGAAAAAUGAAUGGAUAAACAUGAAAUGUCUCGUUGUAUGUGAAAGGAGCAUUAAAAUACAAGUACGGGUUUUUUUUUCUUUUUAAAUUGUCGUUGCUGGUCUCACGAUUGAGUCACAGCAACUAAAAUACGAUCACAUUAUAUAACUUGUAAACACUUAAUUUCUAGCUAUUUGACCGCCUCUUAGCUGACGCACACAACCAUACUCGUUUUGCUUGUUUAUUUAUGUCCGAAGCGGCCCAUUGAGGUUUAGAUGCGCUUCUGUUCUGCUGAAGCAAGUAGCGUCGGCCUGGUUGCCAUGGUGGCGGCGCUUGUUAAACCAGUAACCAUAGUGAUGAACAAAAAAAUGGACCGUCGCAGCAGAAAAAAGUAAAGGGCAAUGAGUGACGCGACCUGGAAAGUCAAACGGUACAUACAGCAGAGAGGGGAGAACUGAAAUCGAUGGGUGGAUACUAGGAAUUCAUUGCGGAGACCUGGACGUCACUUUUUCACUCUUGCCAUUUUAACAAGCAAAUAGAAGUUGUACUGAAACCAUCCUUGCCAAUCUCUUUUCCUGGUGAGGGUCAUGGUAGUACUACCUUGAGCUGGGCUGACCAGGCCUGCCCAUUCCCUUCAACUUUCUACAAACAUUCCUAGGGAAUUCUCAAAUGCAUCCAGAUUAUUAAGUUUAGUAACCCAAAGAAUGCCAUGGACAUAUAUGAGAAGGUAUUGACGAUAGGCCGUGGAGCAAGUGCUGAGGUCUUCCUAAUGAAACAUGGUGAAGUAAAGAAACUCUUUGCUGUCAAAAGAAUACAAAUAGAUUCAUCUAAAAAGACCAGAACAAGAGAUGCAGUUCUACAAGAAGCUGAAAUUUUGCGGAAACUCAAGCACCCCCAUAUUGUUACCUGCCAGGACCAUUUUUUUGAUCCUGAGAAUGAAUUCAUUUACAUUGUGAUGGAUUACUGUGAUGGAGGGACUUUAGAUGACCGUGUUAAAAGUCGAGAUGGUCAGAAUUAUUUUUCAGAGAAUGAAACAAUGAGAUGGUUUGUCCAAUUGGCCAUGGCUGUCCAGUACAUUCACUCUAUAAAGAUUCUUCACCGAGAUAUCAAGACGUCCAAUGUCUUCCUCACUAAGAAAGGUGUGGUAAAGUUGGGAGAUUUUGGUAUAUCUAAAAUCAUGAGCAGUACGUUAGAUAUGGCAAGCACCUGUGUUGGAACCCCAAGCUACCUGAGUCCAGAACUUUGUCAAGAUGUACCCUACAGCUCAAAGUCUGACAUUUGGGCUCUUGGGUGCUUACUGUUUGAAAUUUGCUCAUUGAAGCCUCCAUUUGAUGCUAAAAAUUUAAUCAGUUUGUUUUAUAAAAUUGUUAAGGGUGAAUAUAGUAAGGUUCCUGAUGUUUUCUCUGAAAAUUUACACAGUUUAAUUCAAAUGAUGCUGAAUGUUGUCCCUGAGGAAAGACCUAGUGCCAGCUGUAUUCUCAAUGUACCAUAUGUUCAGGAACAUCUUGCAAUGUUCAUCAAGGAGCAGGAAUCUCAACUGACAAUACAUCAUCUUGCAUCCAGGCGAUCUGGAAAAAUUAGUGUGGGAAAUGAUGAGGCUGCAUUUCUUCGGAGCAAAACUGCUUUUUGCAAUACUGAUAAAGAAGGUAAAGAUUUUCGUGCUGUCUCAGCUCCUCCAUUCUGUCAUGAUGAAUCAAAGGACAUUGAUCUCUCUGCCGAUAUUGAUGACAGAGAGUAUGCUGCCAGUCUGGGAGACAAUGCAGAGUAUUCUGAAGACUUUGAUGAUCAGGAUAGCUUGUCUUCAAUAGAGGAACAACUAGAUGAUGAAUUACCAGUGACAGUUCAGAAUGAAGAAAUUCCUGAGGAACUGGAAGUUGCAAAUGAUGAAGUGGAUUUUAAUUAUCCAGAUGAUUUUGAAGAGCCUGAGGAAGACAGCCUUACAGAGGUUGUCGUCAAUGCCCGGAAUGCAAUGGAGGUUGCGGCUGAGAAUGAUGCCUUCCAUGAAGAGAGGGAGAGAGGACAAGAGGGUGCAUUGUCUGCUACUUUAAAAACUAUACGGAAUAAAUGUAUAGAUGAUGUUGGUGAAACACUUUAUGAAGAAAUUAGUUUGCAUUUCCUGAUGGGAUUGACUCCAGAAGACUUGCAGCCUCAGUUUGAACAUAAGAUGGGUUUGGAUCACCUGGAGACUUGUUAUCUUAUAUUCAGCAUUGAAAAAGAACAAGCAUAGAAUGAGACAUUUCAUAAAUCUAAACACACUGAUCAACAACAUGGACAUUGAACAAUCGUGGGAAUAGGCUCCGAUAAUUUUGGAAUAUCAGUCUUUGGGUUAUAUAGGGCAUUAAAUGAGUUUUUGAGAAAAGUGUUCAUAAAUUUAAAUUUCUAAAAGCAUUUGUGAUAUACAAAACUUAUUAAUGUCUUCAGUUCUUUUUUGUGUCAUAUUUACACAAGCAUACUGCUAUGACCCUGUAUUGUAAUAAUUACGUUUGGAAAAUGAAACAACGAUUGAUUCAUACAAGAAAGUUAUCCUGUGGUGUAGCUGGUAGAGGUGCACUUGGGCUUUGUUACCUUCUCUGGUGGGUCACAGGCUGUCCUUAAUGUUGAUGUGUGUUCCUUCUAGGGUCUUCAGUCAUUCACCACAGUUGACGGACAUGCUGCCAGGUUUAUUGAUGUCAUUAAAUUGCCCAUCUGUGAUUGUGUGCACGCGCCGCUAUUUGAGUGUGCCGUGUGACCAGCUGGCCUUGUAUUGUGGGCAUCAGUUGGUGUCAGAAUAGACCCUACAUUGGGUUAGAGUGGAUAAAAAUACAAUGGUUCCAAUUUUCCUUUUUGUCCUUAAAUGUACGUCAAUAAAUACCAUGCUGAAAAUGUCAUUUUUGCCAGAAUAUACAUUAUGCUUAAAUACGGUUUAUAAUCAUGAAAAAAAAAACAUGAUUUAAAAGGAC